ACAAGAAAAUGUUGCCAUGCACUUAGCGCACAGCGUUACGAAUGGAGUAAAGUUUGGUGUGUGAUGUUUAGAUUAUAAUGUAUUUGGUAUGAGAAAGAGUAUGAUGAAUGAGAAAUUAGCUUGACCACAUAUUUACUGCAACAAUGUUGCCCUCAACAGGAUAUUUUAAAACAAUAAAUUGUCCAUUCUAUGAUAGUGGGUUGUGCGAGAGACCUUAUUGCCAUUUCAGACAUGUGAAGAAAGAAUUGACUGAUACACCAUCUUCAAGUAUGUGUCAGGCAAAUGCCAACAACCCUGCUCAGGAGUGCAGCACUGCCAACACUGGUGAUGUAGCUGGCACUGACAUUUUGCAAAGAUUAGUUUCUGAGGCCGUAAAGAAAGUGUUACAGCAUCCAGAAAUGUUAGCAGGUUCAGUGUCCUCUGCGUCAGAAAAUUCAAUUCCCCAAGCUCUUGUUAGUCAGGUAGUGCAGGAACUAAAACCAUCAGCAUUGCAGAUUGGUGGUGGUGACCCAGUAUCUGAGGCUCCAGCACCCCGGUCGCACAGGGCGUAUUUACCCCCAGCUGGAGUUCCAUCUUACAAACCGACGCCUAUAUCAGAAUUAAAGAAGCGCCAUAUUCCGGUGCCUUAUACACCUUCUCCAGCACCAAGAGGCAGUUCCAAGGUUCAAGUGAAGCGAUCAGGACCUUCAGAUGAUAAUUCUACACAGAAAAAGGUAAAAUGUGAUGCAAAGGACAUUCGGAAAGUGGAAGAAGAAUACAAUCCUGAGUCUGAUGUAUCUGUGAAAGAUGUUGCAUACAAUCCAUCAUCUCUGAAGUAUUCACCUCCACAUAAUGGUUGGAGUGGUUCCACCAAAUUACCAUCAUACAUACCAAGUUCAAUUGAUAUGCUUCCAAAGUGUAAUGAUGACUAUGUUCCUUCACCUGUCAGUUCAUCGGUCCCUUUGCAACAGUAUUGCCCAACAGAAAAAUCUUGCUCCAGGUCUGAACCUAAUUAUGUCCCUGAAGGUUCAACAAAUAAUAUAUCUGAGAUCCUGUAUACUCCAACCAUAAAAUCCGAGCUGCGGGAUGAUAUUGUGGAUAUAGAUUUCUCUCCUGAAUUUGAUCUGUUGGAUGAAAUUCUAAAUGAAAACUCAAAUGAAUCACAGAAAGGAAAUAGUAUGAAGACUGAAGAUGGUCCUAUGUUGCAGAGUGUUGUAAACAGUGAUGAACCUAAGUUAAAUGUUGAAAAUGAGAAACCAAAAAUUGAUACUAAUGAAAAAGUAGAUCCUGGGGAGGUGAGUAGUAGGAGUAGACACAAGGGAAAACUGGGAGCGCAUGUGCACGUAAAUUCACACUCGGAGCCUGAGAUGUGUUCAUCAGUGAGCAAGAAAGAAGAACUGAAAAGAAUGAGCAGAUCAAAAAAUAAGAGACAUUCAAGUGAGAAAACAAAAGAACAGGAUUGUAAGAGACAUGAUCGUGUUAAACAUUCAAAUUCGAAUAGAUCUGAACAUAGGAAGUCAGUUGAUAAGUGUAGUAAAAGAGAGAGAGGAGAAAGGACUGAAAAGAAAGACACUGGUGGUGAUAGUAAAAGUCAGAAGCACCAUAAAGUGAAGGAAGAAUCAAGAACAAAAGACAGACACACACAUCAUUCUGUGAAUCAGCAUGAGAAACGUUCGAGUUCCAAAACACUGGUUAAAGGAAAGAGUCAUUCAGGUAACAGUGGAUCAAAACAUGAAAGUCAAGGUCAUCACCAUCACCGUCAUUACAGGCACAAACACACAUUAGAAAAGCAUCAUCAGGACAGUAAAUCUCGCCGUAGAGAACAUAAGACAGCCGCGGUAACAGCCACCAGAAAGGUGACAAAGAAGCAUCCAGGUGAAGAUUGUGGAAUGAAUGAAGGCAAUUCUUCCCCUGGUGCAGGAUCAGAAGAGAAUUACAAUAGCAGCAGUGAUACUGACACUAAAGAUACUGAAGUAGUCAAUUCAGUUGCCUUGCCAGAUUAUCCUGCAGCUGGUUUAGUAUCUGGUUCAGAGUCAGAUGAAGAUGCCAUUACUCGGGAAUGUUACCGCAUUUUCCAAGAGUAUGAGCCACAGCAAAGUCAUCAUACAGUAAGCAAGAAAGCCAUUAAAAUUGAAGAGCCUGUGAAGGAAGAAGAUAUACCUGUAAAGAAGCGUAUUGCACAUGAGGCAGCACAGAAGUAUCCACCACUAGUAGCAUCUUCACCUAAAAAACAAAUAAACCCUAUGCAUGUUAUGAGCAUGAGAAUCUCAAAGAUGCAGGAACUUCAGGAGAGAAGAGCCACAGAAAAUGCAGGAAUAAGUGUAUCAACUGUCAAUUCUGGAAGUACCACAUCUACUAGUAUGAGUUCUAGCAGCAGUGUGGGUUCUGGACACUCAAGCGGGCCAUUACGCCGUGUUCGUAUUGCACAUGUACCAAAUGUAUUACACUUACUUAAUGCCAAGGUCAGAAUGCAAGCUGCAUUUGAAAAGAGGAAGCAGAGCGAUGCUGCAUCUGUGCCUACCUCAAAGAGUGCCUUUCUUCCAAAUGAGAGUACGGAAUCUCACACAGUUGUCCAGACUGUACCAAAAGGUGGCCAUCGUGUUGCUCACAGACCUUCCAUGGCAGCUCUUACACAACCUAAAAUUAUUGGUGAACUGGGAGGAAAAAUUCCAGCUAAUGUACGGCAAAGUUACCUGAACCAUUUAGUGGCUGAAUACUUGAAACUGUGCCCAAAUCCUUCAGAUGCUUAUUCUAAGGCCACAGAAGAGGAAGCUGUGAUUUACAGUCGUAGUACCACCAGAUCUGUGUAUGCAAGUCACAUGUCAAACAAAAUUAACCGACUUCGGAAAGAAGCAACAACUGAAGCGAACACUAACCAGCCAAGCACAUCUGCCUUGCAUCAACCUCGUGUCUUGUCACAUUCAGCUAUUCUGGCAGGUCAUAGUGCCACGAAAGGAUCUUGGAGUAUUAAGAGGCAUACCAAGACACAAGGAUCAAAGUUAUCUACAGAACCCUUGUAUGUUUUGUUGACACCACACAUACUCACAGAGGAAUUGUUAUGCUCAAAUGGAUUUCCUCGGCCACAUCCAGAAGAGAAAGGUGUUGCAAUUGUGCAUUUGCCUCCUGGAACAGUAAAAAAGACACCACUUUCACCAGAUCGGAAACGUGUACUCCGUGUGUGCUGUCGCUGCAAUCAGGCAUAUUCUGUGAACAGGGACGGCUUUCAAGUUAAAGAAGAGCAGUGUAUUUACCACUGGGGAAGGUUAUUUCAGACAAGAGUUUUGGGUGGCUGGGAACGACGUUAUACGUGCUGCAGUAGUGAUGGUGAAAGUGGUGGUUGUACGGUGGCUUCAUGUCAUGUGUGUGAUGGAUUUGAUCCUGAUGAGUUGCGAGGUUUUGUGAAAACUCUUCCACAUAAUCUGGAGCCAGCGGAUGGUGAUUAUGGUGUUUAUGCAUUGGACUGUGAGAUGUGCUACACCACUGUAGGACUAGAACUGACAAGAGUCACAGUUAUUGACCGAGACCUGAAUACAGCAUACGAGAGUUUGGUUAAACCAGAAAACCCAAUUAUUGAUUAUAACACAAGAUUUAGUGGGAUCACUGAAGAUGACAUGAUUGGAGUUCAGACCAGUAUAUAUGAUGUUCAGGCUACAUUACUGUCAUUUAUCCAUGAAAGAACAAUCCUUAUAGGUCACAGUUUAGAUAGUGACUUCAAAGCAUUAAAGAUCAUACAUAGCACUGUGAUAGACACAAGUGUUGUGUUUCCACACAAAAUGGGGCCGCCAAAGAAGAGGGCAUUGAAAACUCUAUGCCGUGAACACCUUAAUAAGAUCAUCCAAGAGAGUGUGGAUGGUCAUGAUAGUGCCGAGGAUGCCAAAGCAUGCAUGGAACUGAUGCGCUGGAAAGUGAGAGAAGCGUGAAUUUAGUUCCAACAUUCCAUUUAUUGUUUUCACUGUUUAUAUGUUAAUUUUUGGAUAAAUAAGUUAUUUAUUUUAAAUAAAUAGCUCAGUAUUUAUGUUGUAACUUGAAAUGCGUGUUAAUUUUAUUGUAGGUAUUGUUGCUUGUUUUAGGAAGGUUACUCACAAUGAAGCAAAUUUGUUGAAAUCCAGGUAGGAGUUCCGGUUUAAGUUAUCCCUGUGGUAGGUUUUAUUUUUGAAGUUCCAUUAAAUUGCCAUUUCUUAGGUACCUAAAGUUUUUACCCACAUUUUCAAAAUAUACCUUGUGUUAGGUUUACUAACCCAGUUGAGAAUCCCGUCUCUAGACCUUGUUAUGAAUGACAUAGUGUAUCGUACUUACGACCUAAAUGGAAUAUAAGUGUUUCAUCACCUUUUGUUUGACCAAGAUCAGUUCUAUAUGCCAUAAUUGCCAAGUUACAAAGAUGUUGGUGUGUCAUAGAAUAUGAUUUUUUCAGUAGGAUUCUCAGUGUCUGGCAAGGUAGGCACUAGAGUGUUAUAUACGAAGGUCAUACUGAAAGGCAUGAGCAACAGUUUUUUGUAAAGUAACAUGCUUUAUUAUUGACAAACCAAAUACACCACCCCAAUCUGCAGACCUUUCUUUAUUU
Messenger RNA from Cryptotermes secundus, 4540 nucleotides. Its product is annotated as RNA exonuclease 1 homolog. NCBI's taxonomy places the organism in Eukaryota, Metazoa, Arthropoda, Insecta, Blattodea, Kalotermitidae. The record is from RefSeq and is a predicted model, not a curated record. Gene Ontology annotation, molecular function: metal ion binding; nucleic acid binding; exonuclease activity. Bases 144 to 3899 code for a protein of 1251 amino acids. Gene Ontology annotation, cellular component: nucleus. The transcript is spliced from 14 exons.